This is a messenger RNA of Scophthalmus maximus (turbot), 6666 nucleotides long. It is a transcript of the gene znf687a, whose product is annotated as zinc finger protein 687a. The record is from RefSeq and is a predicted model, not a curated record. The coding region runs from base 794 to 4843 and encodes 1349 amino acids. Lineage: Eukaryota; Metazoa; Chordata; Actinopteri; Pleuronectiformes; Scophthalmidae. The transcript is spliced from 10 exons.
UAUUGCAGAAUACUACAUUUGUGUUACUCUAUUAUACAAAAGAACAAAAUGACAAUUUAUGAGGACAGUGUUAAGCAGCAAGCAGGGAUCGAGUCUGGAGUGUAACGCCACUUAAUUGAAUUAACUUCGAUCUGUAAACAACACUAGUGGAAACACGAGCAUGUGCGCGACUCCUGCGGAGUCAACUCCCUGACUGUCGCAUGAUUUGGUGACGGGAAACUUCUGCGUCCGAGAGUAAAAGUCAGGAACCAAUCGGACAACUAGCAGGUAACAAAAAUGAAACACCAGCGUGAGCUAAUGUGAGUCUCAACCAGAGUAAACGUAACGGGAGUUGAACUCGACGUAUCGACACUGCACUAGGUGAGCGUCCACCCGAGCUGUUUGUACUCUUGUACUCGAGGGAAGUAGCCCGGCUGACGUUAGCACGGCCAGCUAGCAGGUGGAUGCUAAUCGUGUAGCUAGCCGUUAGCUGACGCUGCCACUUGUUGCCGCAUGACAGUUGAGUUCGACGUCGGCAAGUUUGUCUUGACUCGCUUUUGCUUCUUUGAACAUCGAUGUUGAUCGCCAGGCGGGUCUGUCGCUGGGUCGCAGCACACCUCGGGCUCGUCGCCGGGAACUAACGCGUCGGAGCCCGCUGUAGUAACAGCUGUUCUCACUGUGAGACGGCGAAGUGGAAUCGGUCUCUGCUCGGCUCGGUCAACGCGUCCCGAUGAAGUGAAUCGUAUGUCAGUUUUCCAGAUUUCCUUUUGUUGGUUUGUUUUGGCUCGAUAGGUUUGCGUGUCUUGUGUCGGCGAUGGGGGACAUGAAGACCCCAGACUUUGACGACUUGCUGGCGGCUUUUGACAUCCCCGACAUUGACGCCAAAGAGGCCAUCCAGUCAAGUCCCGAGGAGCAGCGGGACGAGGCGGGGACCACCGCGGACGGGAGAGAGAGCGGCUCUUCGUCUGGCUUCCCCUGCUCGCCGGCCUCGGACAGCGACAGCCCCGUGGUCAGUGUCAUCGUGAAGAACACCGGCCGCCCCGAGUCCGUCGAAGAGGAGGAGAAGUCUGUCCGCGAUAAAACAGACGAUCUCUCAUGUGGGGACUUGGCCUCCCGGGUUCAGGUCCACUUGAGUGACCUCAGCUCACAGCUUGGCCCCAAACUGGCUGCCGAUGCUGCCGUGGAGCCCCAGACAGCCAACGGCUUUGAGGGCUCUGUUCCCCGGGAUCGGGGAGCGUGGUCCUUGCGCUCCCCGUUGAGGUCCACCCUGACUGAUAAUGAGGGUGAUGACGAUACAGGAGCUGAGGUUGGAUCGGCCCAGCAUACGACUGAUGUGAUGGACAGUUUGAAGCCCCUCCUCUUUGCCCAGUCUCUGACCUGUGCUGGCCACAACUCCUCAACUACUCGCUCUCCGCACUCCGUCAGCCCUCAACUUUCUCCACGCUCCCCUCAGAAAGAAGAAGCUUGUCUCCUGCGUAAUUCAUCAUCCUCCCCUCUACCACAAAACGGGAGUAUUAAAGCAGGACCUAAGCAUGUUCUGACAUCAGAUGAUGUUGACUCGGAACCAGACUUAGGAAGUCCGCUAGUGAUCCAAGAAAGCCCAGAAUCUCUUCUGUCCUCCCCUCCCAAAUUUAAACUGCAGUCUGAGCUGCUUGGGUCUCCUGACACCACUUCUUGUGACAUUUCUCAUCCUCCUCGUCUCUCAUUUACUCUGGAAUCUGAAAAACCUAAACCCCUUCUUGAGGAUGAGGGGCAGCCUACCACCCCCAGGUCUCCGUGUGCCACUCCUCAGCUGCGGAGCCCAAAGGACUGCCUCCCCCCUGUCAUCACAGCAUCAGUCCAAGAAGAGAAAUACCCAGAGCAUGUGAUUGAUGAGAGGGACUCACCUGAGAGCCCUCCACCCAGUGAGACAGGUCUUUUGGUCCCGAAUAGAAGCAGCAGUCCUGAUUUGGCCCAAACAACUGGUCUAGCAGUGAACCAAACAGAAUUUCAUCACCAAGAAGAGCUCAUUGAGUGUGGGCCUAGCGAAGAGGACAGGACAGGCCGCAUGGAGGAGCUUAGUCAAAAGAUGGCUGGAGAUGGAGAAAAGUUAAACGAGGAGAACACUGGUGCUGGCAGUGGCACAUUAUCUGAGGAUACGGUGUCUGCUGGUCCUGCAGAGAUGGAUCCAUCACCACUGCGCCCCCUCAAAGUUAAAAUCAAAAUGUCUACAGGCAAAAUCACAAGAAAAGUGACUGGGGUGGCACCUAUCAGAAGUGCAAGAGCCACUCCCAGGGCUGUGGAUAGUUCAAAAUCCUCACCAGAAUGUCAUAAUACAAAAGCCAAGAGGGAGUUGGCACAGAGAUCUCAGUCGCCUGCAGUUUCGAUGCUCCAAGAUGCAUGUGCUGCAACACCAGAUGGUUCCAAUACAGUUAAACAAAAAUCUGCAGUGGACACCAAACCUAAAGUUUCUCCCACAGCUGUCAGCAUCACAAAAACUGCAGCCUUGCCCUCCAUCUCCUCCCAUCGCGUCAGCCCAGGUGGGAUCAACCUGCACAGUCUGGGCCAGAAGACUCUAAACAGUGGGGUGAUACUCCCUGCUCCUUCACCUCUGACCGCUCAAAGUGGCGGCAGACCAGCAUCCAUAGUCAACAACACCGGCGCGAUCAUAUCCAAGCGUCAGACCAACCUGGUAGAAGCGUUCAACAAAAUCCUCAAUAGCAAGAACCUGCUGCCCAAUUAUAAACCAGACCUGAGCUCACCUCCUCCUGCAGAGUGGGGCAUUCCUCUGCCUGCACAGGGUUUCCGUUGUUUGGAGUGUGGAGAUGCCUUUGCCCUGGAGCAGAGUUUGGCCCGACACUACGAUCGGCGCUCGCUGAGGAUUGAAGUGACUUGUAAUCACUGCGCCAAACGCUUGGCCUUUUUCAACAAGUGUAGCCUGCUUCUACACGCCAGAGAGCAUAAGGAGCGAGGCCUGAUCAUGCAGUGUUCACACCUGGUCAUGAAAACUGUACCUGUGGAGCAGAUGAUCGGUCAGCAGGAACCCACGGCAAUGGGUGUGCCCUCUCCGACUCUCCUGACUUCCUCUUCAACACAGUCGGUUUCCUCUGUAGGGCCGGUCCCCUCUAACACAAUAUCGCAGUCACACAAAGGAGCAACCAACAAGAAAACGGACCAAGUGCAGCACACGGGCAACAAAUGUCCCGAGUGUCUGGCUCAGUUCAGCAGCAAAGAGGAAGUGGCUGAGCACUUUCAGGAGAUCAAACCAGCGCACACUACCCCAUGCACUGAGUGUUCUCCUCCCAUGCUCCUGCCCAACAGCUGCAGUGGAGCAGCUCAUCAACGCAUCCACCAAGGCUGCUCACCACACGUGUGCCCAGAGUGUGGCGGCACGGCCAAGCAGCCGCGGUUUCAAAUACACCUGGACAAGACCUGUUUGCAUUUUGCCCGCCGUAUCGGAUACAGAUGCUCCAGUUGCCAGGUGGUGUUUGGCGGGCUGAACUCAGUGAAGUCUCACAUCCAGCAGGCUCAUUGCGACAUCUUCCACAAAUGCCCCAGAUGUCCCAUGGCUUUCAAAUCUGCCCCCAGCAUACAGAACCACAUCACUACCCAACAUCCGACACUCACUGAGGGACAGGCAAUAUUGAUCUAUAAAUGCGUCAUGUGUGACACCGUUUUUACCCACAAGCCCCUGCUGUACAUCCACUUUGACACUCAUUUAACCAAUCAGAAGGUGCAAGUGUUUAAAUGCCCAGAGUGCACGAAGCUGUUUUCUCAGAAGAAUUCCCUAAUGGAUCAUUUCAAGACCCACAAGACUCCCACCUUAAAACAAGAGCUGCCUUUGCCUCCAGCUACUUCUUCUCGUUCACGGCCUUCAGUGAAGUCAGAAAGCUCAGAUGCGGAGGAAUUGAUAGAUAAAGACAAAGAACAGAAAGUGAAGAAGGAGAGGAUGAAGACCCCCUCAGGGUGGAAGUGUGCGCCUUGCCAUGCACGCUACACAGACCGGGAAGACUACAUCACCCAUAUGACCGAACAGCACGGCAAGACUCUGAAGAAGUUCCCUUGUAACAAGUGUGAGAGCUCCUUCACCACAACCUCCAGUCUGAGACGUCACAUCAGAGACAAACACAAAGUCAUGAAUCGUGGCUUCCGCUGCCAGUUCUGUACGGCGGGUAAGAAAACAUUCAGCAGUAGAGCAUUGCUGGAGAGGCACGUUCAGCUGAGACACAUGGACACUGUGAGCCAGGACACACUGAUGAGAGGCGGAGAUGAGGCCGACAGCUCCUCAGAACAGGACAGUAGUGUGGGGCCGCGUCGGAGACGGAGGGGAGCCGUGACAGAGAACAUCGAUGAGUCCACAGAUGGGAUGACUCCUGUGAAGAAGUUACGGUCCACCUCCUCUGCACCUGACACACACACGCCUCCCGAUUCUGGAUUUCGCUGUGCCCCCUGCGGCUUCGCCACUGAGGACCAGACAUUGUUCCUCGAGCACAUCAGCCAGCACAGGCGAGGGGGGACAGAGGGCGGUGGCCUGCAGUGUCUGCAGUGUGGCGCCUGCUUCGCGUCCACCUCCUCCUUGGCACGUCACCGCUUCAUCACUCACAAAAUGAGAGAGGCAAACGCUGACAACCAGCAAGCCCUCAGCACGCACCCAGCUCCUUCCCCUGGUAACAGCAGGAACCACGAUGAUAAGAGUUCUCUGGAUUGUUCUGCACCAACAUCCCCCUCCUCUCAGCCCUCCGCAUCUCAGGCAAAGGAGGAUGAGGACACGCUGGCCUGCAAGGUGUGCGGUAAACAUUUCGAAAAGGCAUCAGAUCUGAAUACACACUUCAGAACUCAUGGCAUGGCUUUUAUCAACGCAAGGAACGCGGGGAAAACUACAUAAGGCGUAGGAUACGAGGGGAAGACCAGCGUCGGUAGGUGGAGAUAACGUCUCAAAAUACCCUUUUUGAUUGUCGACUACUCGUGUAAGUUUUGGUGAGUACACUCAUGCACUAAUGUUACCAAAGACUGAACAGAGUUUUUAUGUGAAGAAAUUGUAAAAAAGUAAAAUGUGAUUCUCCCUGGUUGAGAGACCAGCCGUAACCCUCUGACAUUCAGGAUCUAAUGCUGUAUUUCUGUGUUCAGUGAUACUGAUUAGAUCAGCGCUACUUCCCAGUGAGUGGACCGUUAGUCUGACUAGUUCACUGCUGUGACCACGUCAACGGUGUGUGCGAGAGGAGAACUGUGAAUGUUAAAUUCAAAUCCUACUGUGACUGUUGAUCGACAGCAAUGGAAUGUGUCUGAUAUUUGACACUGAUCCUACUGAGGAGGAGGAUUGUCGAACGCCAACCCAGGUGUCAUUUACUGUCAACUCCUUGUUUUUAUAAAUUUUCUAAGGAAUCACUAUGGUGUUUGAGAUUGCGCGCGCGUCGUCACUAUCAAGUGUGUACACUUUUAAGUCAUCGUCAGCCAUUUUCUAGAGCACAUGAUAGCAAAAGUUUCCCAUCUUCAAAGGCAGCCAUUUAUAGGUUUGAUUGGUAAUCAGAUUACAUUGACAUACUAACACUAGAAUAGUGUUUUCUAAAGACUGUAACUUUGGAAAAAGAUAAACAACAUUAUCAUGAGUCGCACUCAGAAUUCUGACACUUUGGAAUACAGUUUUGCACAAAACAAGGACUGUUGUCCCCCAUCACUGUCAGCGAUCUUUAGGAAGGGAUCUCACUGUAUGGACUGGAGGAGUCGGAGGCCAUCGGAUUUACAGUACGUCUGUAUUGUUUAAAGACAGACUUGUACCUAUUGCUAUCAAAUGUUUACCUUACUUGUAUCCUUCUCAGCACAUUUUAUAUUUUUAUUGUCCUGAAGUGAUGUGGACCAAAAAAUGUGAAAGACAAGAAUUGAAUCCACAGACUUAAAACAACGAUUUGGAAAAUGGUCAACGAUGAUGUGACGUGUACACACUUUGUAGUUACUGGCCUCAAACCUUGUUGAAAUUAACAUUUCACAUUAGUUUUCAAGUGAAAUGUUCUGAAUUUACACCAGAUACACUGAUUCAUUCCCUCUCGGGGAACGAGAUGGAAGUAAAAUGAUGUAUGUUUGCUUCUUGGUAUGUGGGCAUAUAUGUUUGUUUAAAGCAUCCUUCAUGACAUUAUUGUAAAACACAACUUUGUAAUCAGUGUGUAUGUGAUUAUGUCUGUUCCCCUAGACUUUCGUAAGAACCUGAGAACAUGUUGAACCUUGUAUUUCAUGGGUUUUUCUACAGUCUUUGGCAUUGCCAAGAAAAUGGAAAACUUGGAACUUGGAAUCCAAAUCUACACAGACAUGAGACUGACACUGGACAGAGCUCUUUACCUAAUCCGUGUCAUGGUGUAAAGGUCUGAGAGGAGAAAUGUUAUUAUGUUGUGAGUGCUGAAAAUAUUUUGUGUGCUGUGUUUUUUGAUUUCUUGUUUAGUGACUGUUUGUCUUAGACAAAUUCAUUGACAUGUCUCAAACCCCAGAAUACAUAGCUCAAGCUAAUAUCCAUGCAUCGAUAUCACUGAGUUUGAAAAAAAGAACUGUUCUUUUAUUGUGCGUUCCUCAGUGAGCUGUGAGCUUGUGUUUACUUUCUCAGGAGAUCAUCCAAUGCUUUACAACUCCUAUUUACCUUACCCUUUUCAGUUUUUUUGCAUUGACAAGGCAAUUUCUAACCAAAUGUUUAUAAGAGAAAAUUAAUAAAAAACUCACACAUUG